AUGGCUUCCUUAGACGAAAAGAACGUACUCGAUGACGCCAAGGCGGUUUCUGCUUCUCAGGAGGACUUACCGGUGGACGAGAAGCGCGGACCUCUCACAACUGUCUCCGAGGUGAGCUCAGCAGAAGGAGACGAGGCCUUGCAGCUUGUCGGGAAGGAGCGCACCGCUCAAUUUAGCGAUGAAUAUAAUCGCAAGUUGAGGAGGAAGUUGGACUUAUGGAUCCCGCCCCUUUGCGCAGCCGUUUACUUCACUCAAUUUCUAGACAAGACUUCUCUUAACUAUGCUAGUAUCAUGGGUCUUCCCAUAACGGGGCAGCAUUAUAAUCUCGUGUCUAUGGCGUUCUAUCUCGGAUUCCUAUUCUGGGAGUUCCCCACUGUCUAUAUAUCUCAGAAACUGAGAGUAGCAAAAUACUUAGGGGCAAACGUCGUGAUAUGGGGGGCUGUCCUGAUGCUGCACGCCUCGACGACUUCAUUCGGUGGUUUCUUCGCCCUUCGAUUCAUCCUUGGCAUGUGCGAGAGCUGCGUCGCGCCCCUCCUGAUCCUCAUUAUCUCCAUGUUCUAUAAGAAGAAUGAGCAAGCGUCGCGGAUUUCGUGGUUCUACGUCAUGGUAAGUAUUAGCUCGCCUCUUAACCCGAGCAGGUUCUGA
Molecule: messenger RNA, 645 nt
Organism: Gloeophyllum trabeum ATCC 11539
Lineage: Eukaryota; Fungi; Basidiomycota; Agaricomycetes; Gloeophyllales; Gloeophyllaceae
Product: MFS general substrate transporter
Exons: 9
Coding region: 1-645 (214 amino acids)
Biological process (GO): transmembrane transport
Cellular component (GO): membrane
Molecular function (GO): transmembrane transporter activity
Source: RefSeq, a predicted model, not a curated record